ACACUCGGUGGACACAGUGCACUGAAGGACCCCAACACCGAACUGAAAAUACAAAACACAAGAGAAAACUUCUUUAAACUCCACGUUUAUACAUUUAAAUAAUUUAAUACUAGUUCCUCCUCUUUUUUCUAAACUUCACAAUGUUCAUCCCGUCACAAAAAUCAGCACCAGAUCUGAAAGGAUUUACUCUCAUCAUGCCCGUGGUUGCCGUGGGUAACGUGGGACAGUUGGCGGUGGACCUCAUUAUCUCCACCUUUGAUAUGUGUCGAGUGGGCCACAUCCACACAGACUGCCUCAUCCCAAUGGCAGGAAACAACCCGUACAGUACCCGAAAAGAGGAUGCAGAUGGAGUGCACACCGCUGCCGAAGUUUACAUGUCCAGAGAAAUUAAGCUGGCAGUUCUUCAGAUCCGGUCCCCUGUCAUUCAGAAAAGAACCAAAAAGUUUCGUCAGGUGCUUGUGUCUUGGAUCAAAGCCAGUAGUUUUUCCAGGACGAUAGUGCUGUCUGGUAGUCACGCUUAUCAAAGGGAUGACAGACAGCUGCAAGGGUCUCCUCUGAGGUAUCUGGUCACCCCGUCCAUGCUGAAGUUGAGUGAGGAAGCUCUGAAGGAGCUGGGGUGGCUAGAGAUGGAAAAAGUUCAGACUUUUCCUGGUUUAACCGAUGGAGCUGCAGAACCACGACUUUACAUCCCAGGAGGUGGCAUCACCAAAGGACUUUACACUGACAGUUGUGCAGAGGACCUCCCACUGGCUGUGCUGUUGCUCUUCUGCUCAGAGGGAGACAACAUCCCAGAUGCAUUCACAUUGAUCAACCAUCUCAACAGCUGGCUCCACCUGCUGGACAAUCCUGGUGAAGAUCAAAACAAGUGGAAGAUUCCACCUUCCUGGACUCUUAUGUUUGGAGGCGGCAUCCCACCUGCACUUUUCUAAAACACAGUUCAUUCCAAGAUGUUGUGGCAAACUAGAAAAUACAACCUAGAUGUUUGCAAACUGAAGCAGUGUGCAAUUCUCAUUUUCAAAAAUAUUUUUCAUGUCUGUUGGCACUUCAGAACCCCUUUUGUAUACAAUUAAACACCUUAACUAAA
Molecule: messenger RNA, 1084 nt
Organism: Periophthalmus magnuspinnatus
Lineage: Eukaryota; Metazoa; Chordata; Actinopteri; Gobiiformes; Gobiidae
Gene: psmg2
Product: proteasome (prosome, macropain) assembly chaperone 2
Exons: 7
Coding region: 141-929 (262 amino acids)
Biological process (GO): proteasome assembly
Cellular component (GO): cytosol; nucleus
Source: RefSeq, a predicted model, not a curated record